AUGGCUGCUAUACUCAAACUCACCCGAAAAUACCCUCAGUUCCAGCAGAACGAGAUCUUUCAAUUGCAAGAUGCAUUUCGCAAAUUGGACGUUGACGACAAGGGGUAUCUAGACGAAGCUACCGUAAUCAAGGCCACCCAGCAGUCCGAGAGACAAUCCUACGAUGUUGUCAGACAAGCGCUCAAGGAGGUGGAACUGGACAGCUCGAGACGAGUAGAACUCGAAGACUAUGUUGACCUCAUCUCGAAAGUGCGCGGCUCUCCACCGACUCAGCAGCGCAUUCCGAGCGGGUCAGUACGACCGGCUGCAGGCAAUGGCACUCCUGCGCCCGGUCAUGCUUCAAAGCCUAGUCUUGGAGGAGGGGCAGGGAAAAUUCAGGUCCAAGGCUCUUCUGCGAAUGUUACACACACCAUAAACGAAGAAGAACGAACUGCCUUCACCACUCACAUCAAUGCGGUCCUUGCCGGCGAUCCGGACAUUGGCCAUCUGUUGCCUUUUCCGACCGACACUUUUGAGAUGUUUGACCACUGUAAAGAUGGCUUGGUAUUGGCAAAACUCAUCAACGACAGUGUUCCGGAUACGAUCGACGAGCGUGUGCUAAACACUCCGGGCAGAAAGAUCAAGACCCUCAAUGCUUUCCACAUGACGGAAAACAACAACAUAGUCAUUGAAUCUGCCAAAGGUAUUGGUUGUUCCGUGGUCAACAUUGGCAGCGGUGAUAUCAUUGAGGUUCGAGAACAUUUAAUCCUUGGUCUCAUUUGGCAGAUCAUUCGACGUGGUUUGCUGGGUAAGAUCGAUAUCAAGCUGCAUCCCGAACUUUAUCGUCUCCUCGAAGAUGAUGAAACUCUCGAGCAAUUCCUCCGACUUCCUCCCGAGCAGAUCCUCCUGCGGUGGUUCAACUACCACCUCAAGAACGCUGGCUGGCCCAGACGAGUCACGAACUUUUCGGGUGACGUCAAAGAUGGGGAGAACUACACCGUUCUGCUCAACCAGCUGAAGCCAGAUGUUUGUUCCAGAGCUCCUUUACAAACCAGAGACCUCCUGCAACGAGCCGAAGAAGUCCUUCAAAAUGCCGAGAGAAUCGAUUGUAGAAAGUUUUUGACCCCCACUGCAUUGGUAGCAGGAAACCCCAAGCUCAACCUUGCCUUUGUCGCCAACCUCUUCAACACUCAUCCUGGGCUGGAUCCUCUUACAGAAGAAGAGAAGCCAGACAUUGAAGACUUCGACGCCGAAGGUGAACGUGAAGCUCGUGUCUUUACCCUCUGGCUCAACAGCAUGGAUGUCCAGCCUACGAUCAACAAUUUUUGGGAGGAUCUGCGAGAUGGCACAAUUCUGCUUCAAGCCUAUGAGAAAGUUAUUCCUGGCAGUGUCAACAUGCGCCACGUCAACAAACCUCCUGCUCACGGGGGCGAAAUGUCUCGAUUCAAGAUGGUGGAAAACACCAAUUACGCCGUCGAACUGGGCAAGCAGAACCGCUUCUCGCUCGUCGGUAUCCAAGGUGCUGAUAUCACAGACGGCCAAAGAACAUUGACCUUGGGUCUGGUGUGGCAGCUCAUGCGUCGCGACAUUGUCAGCACUCUAUCAGGUCUUGCUCAACGUAUGGGUAAGAGAGAUCUCUCCGACUCGGACAUGAUUAGAUGGGCGAACGACAUGUCUAAAAGAGGUGGGAAGAACUCGGCAGUGCGCUCUUUCAAGGAUCCUGCCGUUACCAGUGGUGUGUUCCUUUUGGAUGUUCUCAACGGAAUGAAGAGCAACUACGUCGACUAUGACCUCGUCACCCCGGGCAAGACUCAAGACGAUGCAUACGCGAAUGCCAAACUAUCAAUCAGUAUCGCUCGAAAGAUGGGAAGCACCAUUUACCUUUUGCCAGACGAUAUUGUACAAGGCCGAGCUCGACUAGUACUGACUUUUGUCGGUGCGCUGAUGAGAACAGCCGAAAAGCUGGGCGUCUAA
This is a messenger RNA of Exophiala spinifera, 1953 nucleotides long. RefSeq lists its product as uncharacterized. The transcript has 3 exons. Gene Ontology annotation, cellular component: cytoplasm; actin filament; actin filament bundle. Lineage: Eukaryota; Fungi; Ascomycota; Eurotiomycetes; Chaetothyriales; Herpotrichiellaceae. The record is from RefSeq and is a predicted model, not a curated record. Gene Ontology annotation, biological process: actin filament bundle assembly; actin filament network formation. Gene Ontology annotation, molecular function: calcium ion binding; actin filament binding. The coding region runs from base 1 to 1953 and encodes 650 amino acids.